Sodiomyces alkalinus F11 is the source of this 657-nucleotide messenger RNA. RefSeq lists its product as hypothetical. Lineage: Eukaryota; Fungi; Ascomycota; Sordariomycetes; Glomerellales; Plectosphaerellaceae. The transcript has 2 exons. The coding region runs from base 1 to 657 and encodes 218 amino acids. The record is from RefSeq and is a predicted model, not a curated record.
AUGGACUAUCACCGCUCCCGACUCCUCGAACAAGUCCCCCUCACCGUCUCCCCCUUCGUCUCCCUCCCCAGCGCCCCCACCCUCUCCUACAACUACAAACCGAUGCCCUCCUCCCUCCCCCCCUCGAUCCUCACCGCCCCCUCCUCAACCACCACAACCACCACGACCACCCCUGCCGCCGCAACUGCCGCCGCAACAGCAAUGGCCGCCCCUCCGACCCCCAACCCCCCUUCCGACGGCGUCCCAGCAGUAUCCUCCACGCCGCCCAAGCCGAAAUACGUCGUCUCCAGCUCCGGCCACGCCGCCCACCCAGACGACAUCAUCGCCUCGUGCCGCGCCCUGAAAUCCCACAUCGCCCGCAUGCAGGCCGACGCCGAGCGCGAGCUGCGCGACUUCGAGGACCGCAUCCGCGACCGCGAACUCGCCGAGAAGAGACGCGUCGCGCCCGGGUGGCUGGAUAGCGAUGCGCGCUUGUUGGAGCCCGAACGACGGGGCGGCCCGUCUGGUCCCGCCGAGGUGGCGGGGGAGGAGAGUGCGGCGGCGUCGCCGCGUCGCCCGGGGCAGGGGCCCAGUGAGAUGGGGGCUGAUCGGGGGGUUGGUCAGGGGGUUGAUCAGGGGGCUGAGCUUGAUCGGGCUUUUGGGGGGUUGCGUGUUUGA